Protopterus annectens (West African lungfish) is the source of this 4068-nucleotide messenger RNA. RefSeq names its product nucleotide binding oligomerization domain containing 1 (gene NOD1). Gene Ontology annotation, biological process: regulation of apoptotic process. Lineage: Eukaryota; Metazoa; Chordata; Ceratodontiformes; Protopteridae. The transcript is spliced from 12 exons. Gene Ontology annotation, molecular function: protein binding. Bases 183 to 3053 code for a protein of 956 amino acids. The record is from RefSeq and is a predicted model, not a curated record.
ACCUCUCCGGCGCAUGCGCAAAAAUCUUAUGAUUUGCCGUAAGUGGCAUAAGUGGACUUUUACGCAUUGUGUUGGCUCGAUGGGUUAAGAUUUGUAUAGCAGGUGUGAAGUAUGCCUGUCUCUGCUGUGAUUAAUGGAAUGCCUGCAACUGAUGCAGCCUUUUAUGCAAGUUUACAAUUCAUAUGGAGGAAAUGAGGCAGGAGAUCGUUGGUGAAACUCAGAAUUUCAUUAAUGUGAACGAACAAGCACCAUUGAUACAAAGGAUUUCUGUCAUUAAAAUCCUGAAUAUAAAUCGGGAACUGUUAGUCAGCAAAAUCAAGAAUACUCAGUGUAUUUUGGACAGCUUGAUUAAGGUGGAGUACUUCUCUAAUGAAGAUGUGGAGAUAGCUACACAGUUUCCUACUCAAUCAGACAAGGUACGGAAAAUCCUAGAAUUGGUAGCAAGCAAGGGAGAAGAGGUCGCAGAAUAUUUCCUAUUUAUUCUUUAUCAAGUCUCUGAUGCUUUUGUUGACUUAAUACCAUGGUUUAAAGAAAUUCAUUAUCAGCCAUCUGAACAGAUUAAGAGUAAACCUGUAGUUAACAGUGAUCCUGUGAGCCAGUAUAUUGGGAAACUGAGACACGAGCUUAUCCGUGACACCAAGUUUAUGGUUUCAUAUGCCCAAAAGGAAGAGUCCAUGUUUGAAGAUGUGUAUGCUGAAACUCUCAUAGAACUAUUGGAUAAAAAUAAUGACAUCUUAGGGAAUGUGACAAGUACAUCAGACAUUUUUAAUGAAAAUGGAGUUAUAAAUGAAGAUGCAGAAACUAUAUUCAUUACUGGAGAUGCUGGAGUUGGGAAAUCUAUUUUACUGCAAAAGUUGCAGAACUCAUGGGCCAAAAAGGAAAUUGGAACAGAUAUUAAAUUUUUCUUUAGAUUUCGCUGUAGGAUGUUCAGUACUUUCAAGAAGGAAGAUCAAAUUUCCUUGAAAGAUCUUUUGUUUAAGUACAACUGUUAUCCUGAUCUAGAUCUUGAAGAAGUUUUUAGCUACCUGCUAAGGUUUCCACAGACAGUAUUAUUCACAUUUGAUGGCUUUGACGAAAUUAAUUCAAGUUUUGAUUUAAACAGCAUUCCUGAAGUUUCUUCUCCGUAUCACCCAACCCAUCCACUUGCCCUACUGAUUAACCUUCUUUCUGGGAAAUUACUGAACGGGUCAAAAAAGAUUUUGACAGCAAGAACUGGCACCGAGUUGCAAAAAAAAAUCAUAAGAAAAAAGUUGGUGCUUAAAGGAUUUUCUCCUGACAGCCUAAAGAAGUACACACAAGCUUUCUUUAAAGAUGAAGCACUCCAUGAACAAGUACUGAAUCAUCUUGAAGCAAACCCUCAUCUCUGUAGUUUGUGCUCCAUUCCUUUGUUUUGCUGGAUUAUAUUUCAGUGUUUUGCACAUUUUCAGUCUGUUUAUGGCAUACUUAGAUUACCAGACUGUUACGUCACAUUAACUGAUGUUUAUUUAUUAAUGACUGAAAUAUUUCUCAGCAAGUCUGCAAAAGCAAAUUUAUUGAAGAAAAACAACAGAAGCCAGACAGAGACUUUCUGCUCUGGAAAGUCAUCAUUGACCUCUUUAUGUAAACUGGCGGAGUGUGGGACAGAGAAAGGUGACUUUAUAUUUGAGCAGGAUGAAAUGACUUCUCUGAAUAUUCCAGAACCUGACUUAAAGCUAGGAUUCCUCAGGGUAGCUAGUUCAUAUUCUGGUUGCGGCGAUCAGUCGACAUAUGAAUUCCUGCAUAUUACCAUGCAGUCUUUCUUCACUGCUUUUUCUCUAGUUAUGCAUGAUGCAGUAAGCUCCAAGGAGCUUCUAAAGUACUUCACUCUGUGUGAGCACACAGAGGAGAAGCAGUUCAGAGCACUCCCUUUAAACUGUAUAAGAGCUAGCAGAACUGUUGAGAAGGAUCCUUUUCAGAAUAAUGAACACUUUCAGUUCAUAAAUCUGUUCCUUUGUGGUCUGCUUUCUAAAACAAAGCAUAGACUGUUACAACUUUUUAUUCCACCCAGUAUUAUUAAGAAGAAAAGGAUACUUCUAAAGCGUUACCUUUUUAAAACUGUCAAAACUCAUCUAAAGAAUCUCCCACGGUGUAAACUGGGGGAAUUUAAUAAGGUUCAGGCCAUGCCUCAGUUUAUCUGGAUGCUGAGGUGUAUUUAUGAAACACAGAGUGAAGAUAUGGGUAAGCUGGCUGCCAAGGGAAUUUGUGCUGAUUACCUAAAACUGACUUUCUGCAAUGCAUUUUCUGCUGACUGCAGUGCUAUUUCUUUUGUUUUAUGUCAUUGUCGAAAGCAAAUUGCUCUGGAACUGGACAAUAAUAAUGUCAAUGACUAUGGAGUAAAGGAACUAAUUCCAUGCUUUAACAAGCUGAAUGUAAUUAGGCUGAGCGUUAACAUGAUAACAGACUUUGGAGUGGAAAUACUGUCAGAAGAGUUGCUAAAGCACAAAAUUGUCACUUUUUUGGGGCUGUAUAAAAAUCAGAUUACCGAUGCUGGUGCUAGAUUGGUUGCAAGAGUUAUAGAAGAAUGUCCGAGUCUGAAGACACUGAAAAUCGGAGCAAAUAAAAUUACAAGUGAAGGUGGGAAGAUACUUGCUCAAGCAAUUCAGAAAAGCAGAACAAUUUUUGACGUUGGAAUGUGGGGUAACAGUAUUGGAGAUGAAGGAGCAAAGGCAUUCGCCACAGCAUUAAGGAACCAUCCAAGUUUAACAAACUUAAGCCUUGCAUUUAAUGGCAUAUCUACAGAAGGUGGAAAAUGCAUAGCAGAAGCACUGAAGGAAAACAGCUCUGUGAGAAUAUUUUGGCUAACACAGAAUGAAUUCAAUGAUGAGGUUGCAGAGAACUUUGCUGAAAUGCUACGAGUCAACAGAACACUAACAAAUCUGUGGCUUAUUGAAAACAAAAUCACAGUUCAGGGUGCAAAAUUUCUAAUGGAAGCACUUACAGAUAAUACAGCAUUGAAGGAGAUCUGCUUGCAGGGCAACCCUAUCACUUCAGAAGAGGCAGAAGCAUUUGAAAAUGAAAAUAGAAUGUUCUUUUGAGUCGAUGGUGAGAAACUGUAAAUUAAUUACAUGAAUGGUAUUGUACAACUGUUACCUCAGAUGUCAGAAGAAAUCCACCAACAGUGAUGUGUGAUAUUCUACUACUCAGACAGCCAGACACAUCUUCAUACCUACCAUUGUGAAUUUUCUGUUAACAUUUUUCCUGGUAAUGAGGAGCUUGGCUGACAUUCAGAGUAUGAGAAGCCUGGAUCGUAUAUUUAUACCUUUAUUUUCACUCUUGCAAAUGAUUUACAUGAAGGAAGAAGUGGUUGACAAGUACUGUAUUCUGAUGCAUGAUAGCAGCGGUGCUCAAUUUCAUGUGUUAUGUAUGAAGGGCAUAGUAUUAAAGCACACUGUCAUUAAAAAUUAACACUGUUUUUUCUACGUGGAAUUAAACAGUUACCGUUGUACUGCACUGCUCUUAGCUUUAUUGUUCAGGCAGUAGUACCGCAUGAAAGACAUUAAAGUACAUUAGUGCUAGACGUAUAAAAAGUGAGGAAGCAUUUAUUAAUUCUUCAGAAAGCUCUUAUUAUACCCACUGUUUAUAUAAUAAAGUCUGACCACCUGUAUAUGUGAAAGUUGCUAUGACUCAUGUAUUACAAUAUAGUGACUGUACUUAUAAAAUACAUUUUUACUGAUGUUAUUAUUAUACAUUUUUACUGAUGUUAUUAUUCUGUGCUGUAAUAUUGAGAAGCUUUUUUCCCUGGUCAUCCCAGUGGGACAUUACCUGUGUACAAAAGUUAAAAAAAUAAACCAAAAUAUCUACAUGCCACUAACUCAAAAAAGUGUCUGAACAAGAGAUGCUACCCUAAUGAAGCAGCUGCUAAUUCUUUUCUGUAAAGCUGAUGUCAUUUAUAUUCCAUAUGAUGCAAAUGUGUAAGUACUAUUUGCAAGCUAAAAUUAGUUUGAGAGUGUGUUGCCGCAUGUUUCUUGUAGGUUCUGCUUCAGAAAAGAAAGAUGCAUUGUUUACAGGACUCAUGUUCAUGCUUACUAAACGGAGGACAGUUUUACCAGC